This is a messenger RNA of Miniopterus natalensis, 3963 nucleotides long. RefSeq names its product t-complex 11 like 2 (gene TCP11L2). Gene Ontology annotation, biological process: signal transduction. The record is from RefSeq and is a predicted model, not a curated record. NCBI's taxonomy places the organism in Eukaryota, Metazoa, Chordata, Mammalia, Chiroptera, Miniopteridae.
GCCGGUUACGUGAUAGUCACGCCGUGGCUGCCUCGUUAGAGUCCCUCCUGGCCCUUUAAAUACCGCGUGGGGUGCGGGGGACUCGGAGGCUGGGGGUGGUUGGACUCCUGAGUUUUCCAAGUGCUUGUGCCACGCUGGGUGAGGGGGCACCCAGAGACCCUCGACCCGGGUUCACUCAGUCGCCUUCUCCUCCGCCUGUCUCCGCGCGCGGCCGGUACCAUCUCUUUACCCCACACUCAAGUAACACAAAAUGCCCUUCAAUGACGAGAAGCAGUGUGUGGGUGAGGACCAGCCAAGCGACUCAGAUUCUUCCCGGUUUUCCGAAAGCAUGGCCUCGCUCAGUGACUACGAGUGCUCCAGGCAGAGCUUCACCAGCGACUCCUCCAGCAAAUCCAGCUCUCCUGCAUCAGCAAGCCCUCCCAGGGUUGUAACAUUUGAUGAAGUGAUGGGCACAGCAAGGAACUUAGAAAACCUGACUCUUGUUCAUGAAAUUGCUGUCAAUGAGAACUUUCAAUUGAAAAAAGAUGCCCUCCCUGAGAACAGCUUGGCCAGCCGAGUGAAGCGCAUUGUCCACCAGGCCUACUGGGACGUCUUGGAAUCAGAACUAAAUGCUGAGCCUCCCGAGUAUGACCAUGCCAUCAAACUGUUUGAAGAAAUCAGAGAGAUUCUUCUCUCUUUUCUGAUUCCUGGUAGUGGAAACCGGCUUCGCAACCAGAUCUGUGAAGUUUUGGACACAGACCUCAUUAGGCAGCAGGCUGAGCACGGCGCUGUUGACAUCCAAGGCCUGGCCAACUAUAUCAUCAGUACAAUGGGAAAGCUGUGUGCUCCCGUGAGAGAUGAUGAUAUCAGAAAGUUAAAGGCUACUGGCAACAUUGUGGAGGUGCUGAGACAAAUAUUUCAUGUUCUGGACCUCAUGAAUAUGGACAUGGCCAAUUUUCUAAUUAGGAGUUUUAGACCACAUUUUCAGCGGCAGUUGGUGGAUUAUGAGAGAACCAAGUUCCAGGAAAUUUUGGAAGAAACUCCAAGUGCUCUUGAUAAAACUACAAAAUGGAUAAAAGAAUCUGUAAAUGAAGAAUUACUUUCUGCUUCCGAGACCGCUCUAACUCCUGGGGCUGAAACCAGCUCCAAGCCAAGCCUGAGCCCUACCCUGGUGCUAAAUAACAGUUAUUUGAAACUGUUGCAGUGGGAUUAUCAGAAAAAAGAAUUUCCAGAGACGCUGAUAACAGAUGAAGCACGUCUCCAGGAACUGACAGAAAAGCUGAAUCAAUUGAAAAUUAUCGCCUGCCUGUCCCUCAUUACCAACAAUAUGUUGGGUGCUAUUAUCGAAGGCCUACCUGAGCUUGCAGACAGGCUGAAGAGGAUUUCGGCUGUUCUACUCGAAGGCAUGAGCAAAGAGACCUUUAACUUGAAGGAAGUCCUGAAUUCUGUCGGUGUUCAGACUUGUGCUGAGGUUAACAAGACCCUGGUGGAGAGAAGCUUACCCACUUUAAAUGCUGAGGUUCAAGCUAAUCUCGUAGGUCAAUUUUCAGGCAUCGAAAAGGAGGACAAUCCUAUUCGGUCUUUGAUUGAUAAACGAAUCCAGCUAUACUUGAAGAGCCUACUUGGUCUUCCAAGCCCUCAAAAAUGCAUGCCUCCCAUGCCUGGAGGCCUUGCUGUCAUUCAGCCGGAGCUGGAAGCGCUAGGUUGUCAAUAUGCUAACAUUGUGAAUCUCAACAAACAAGUAUAUGGACCAUUUUAUGCAAAUAUACUUCGAAAGCUGCUCUUCGGUGAGGAAGCCACGGGGAAGACAGAUGCUUCAUCUUCUGCUAACUAAAGAGGAACUGACAUUGGAUAAGAGAUUGGAAAUCCAAACUUCGGUAUGGAGUCUGUUUUCAUCGAUGGCAUUAUAGAUGCGGCACAUUCUCAGCCCUGUCCGUGGUGCAGUGUUAGCCGGAAUCUGUGUAACCCAGUAAUGUUAGAAUUGCAGAAGACACGCACAUUUGCAUAUAGGCCCUGUUCGUGUAUCAUUUUCAAGUUCAAAGGAGAUGUUUUUCAUGAACAGGAAGCAAUUUGUAAUUAAUUGUAUUACCCAUAUAAUACUUGUAAAUGUUUUCUUAAGCAUUUAUAUCUGGCUUAUCCAUUCAACCCUUAAGGAGUUGUAUUUCCUCACUUGUCACUAUCAAAUCUAAUGAAUUUUAAUUUUGGUACAACUUAAAGGUUUGAAAGUUGUGGGAAUAACCAAGGGCAUUGAUGUUGUGAAUACAUGGUGUGAAGUAAGCAUAAUUGUAUUUGAAAUGUACAAUGAAAAAAAAAUAAAUCAAGAAAGACAUGUACUAUGAAAUUUUAUUAAUGUGUAAUAGAAACUUACAUAGUAAGUCCUAAAGUUCCUCAAAUGUGCCAGUUCACAUUUUAUAAAACCAAUUGUCAGUAUUUGUGUAGAAUUUAAAUUUAUUAAAUAUAUUUUAAAGCUAUAUGCAAAUUUUAGAUAAAACCUCCCAUGUUCAUUUAGUGAAAAUAGAAGCAAAGCCCUUCUAAAGUUGUAUUCCGGGGGUUAGUUUAUAUUCUUGCAAUUUAUCCUGCUCUCUGAGAGAAACAAUUUUUGCACAAAUCUCUUAGUGAAUGUCUUUGCAUUUCUCAGGCUAUUGGUAAGGUUUAUAUAAGAUUUUAAUAUUUUUACAUAAGGCUGUAAUGGUUUGAAUUGGUUUACUUGAAAAAAGAAGAGAAGUUUAACAAUAAAAUGAGAUCCAGGAGAGAUCCCCAUUCUCAGUGAAGUUCACGAAAAAGUAGUAGUUGAACUUUGGAUGUUUUAACCACUUAACUCGUUAGCAAAUGCCUCCUGUGCUGAUUAGAUUCUUACCCUGCUAAGACCUAGGUGCUCUUCUAAGUAUUGUUAUCAUUUGACAUCCGUGAGCAUGAAAUCUAACUUUGCCAAGCCUGCUCUGGUUGUCAUUAGAGAAAUCGGCUUGUCCUGGAAUUACAUACUUCUUUAGAAGUGUUAAGGGAAGCAUUACCAUUUAGGCAGCCUCAGUCCAGCAAGUGCUUUAUUUGCAUAAGACAGUUUUAUUGUCUUGCUUUCCAAGGACCCACUGAACCUUAGUAGGUUGGUGGGGCAGAGCGGCCCCCUUUGCCUCGCCACAACCCCCCACCACGAUGGCCCUACUCCUUUAUUUGAUAAGUUCUAGGAAAUGACUGUGUGAAGAAAUUACCUCCAAUCUUCACAGCUGGGAGGCAUCUGCCAAAAUGUGAGGAAAUUUUGAAAGUCAGUUGCUUUUCUCACAGUGACCAACACGUAAGUCAGCCGGUCUGUCCAGGCAGGAGGUAUGUCUGAGUGGAAGUCUCCCGAAGAGCGCAGCGCUGGCCUUACAGGCCCCCUGUGUUUCCAUCCUGCCCAGCUUGUCUGUGCUCAGAAACCAGAAGGUGCUGGAGAUGUUUGUUUUCAUUCUCUCUUAAAUUGAAGUGGUUUUCAACCGUGUUCACUGUGGGGCGUGGGCGCAGAGGAGGUCUAACGUAGCAAAGUCAUGUAUUGUGCGAUUUGCUGUUGCUUUCCGAGGCGAAGCGUGUGCUUAACAGGAGCGCCGGGUGCACUUCUGAACGAUCAGAGUGCAACCCAGCUGGCGCUCUUACAUACUUGAUUAUACGGCAGUUGCCGGCAGGAAAGCAAUGUGCAAAUAUGUUUUAAAAUGCAUUUUAAAUGAAGGGCAUUCUGCUUUUUUUUUUUUUUUUUUUAAGUGGCAAAGUAAAUCUCAAUGUCUCAAGUCUGGAUUUAGGCAACUACAUUUAUUAGGAUUUUUACAUCAUAUCCUUUAGCAUGUUGUUUAUUUGGUUUUUACCUAAAUGUUUACUUCUUCUUUUAAGGUUUUCUUAACAUGGUCUUGUUUUGUAAUGUCAGUUUUAUUAAACACCAUACACACACUUUCAUUUUACUGCUAAAACCUGUAUUGUGUGCACUGUUGAAUUUCAAACAUUAAAUGUUAUUUCAACAUA